AUGGGAGCCCUCAUUCACCUGGAGGUACAAACAGGGUUUGGUGGCUCACUCUUAGGGGAACACAAUGGAAUGGAGGAUCAGAGGAUUCAGAGGUUAAAGAGCCACUUGAAAUCUGAUCGCUCCGGGAAGGCUCUCUGUCCUUGGGAGGAGAGAACCCAGAGCACUUCCUCCCAAAGGAGGAAGAGAAGGGAAUUAGCAAAGGAGUGUUUUCCCCUGGAGUUUCCGCAGCAGAUUGCCAGCUGCAUACUCCUCCUUUUCUUGCCUGCCUGCCUCUCCCGACACGCUCCUGGGCUGCCUUCAAAACUCCACGUUCCCCGAGCGGCUUUGCACCCUCACCAUCGCUGCUACGCUCCCGAGGAGCUGUCCCAAGGCCAGCUUCCCUUCCACCUGGUAGGCAAAGGUGCCCGGUCGGCCCGUUCCCUGCCCGCUACCCUAGUCCCCAGCCUGGAAGCCGGGAGGCCAGCUGGGGGACAGAGACAUCAAGAGCCCCAGUGCCCAAUUCUCCAGUUCGAAGACACUCACGAGGAAGUCCAACAGCGAUCCCUGUCUCCUUGGAGAUACCGAAUUGACAUGGAUGAAAACCGGUACCCCCAAAAGUUGGCCUUUGCAGAAUGCCUGUGCAAAGGUUGUAUUCACAUGAAAUCAGGUCAGGAGACAUCUUCAUUCAACUCGGUCCUCCUUCAUCAGAAAUUAAUGGUCCUCCACCGCAAGCCCUGCUCUCUGAAUGGAGAUGCUCAAGUAACUCCAGGGGCCUUCACUUUCCAAAAAGAGUACAUCGAUGUUCCUGUGGGCUGCACCUGUGCCCUGCCCCGCUCUGGCUAAGAAGGAAGGAUCAGCUGGAGCUGGCAGGCUCACUUAACCCCUGAAGGAGCCUGGAGUGGUGAAAAGAGCCUUGUGUUUGGAAUCAAGAGACCUGAACUGAAAGCUUGGCUCUGCUACUACCAGUGGGACCUUGGGCAAGUCAAUUCUUCAAGCCUCAGUUUUCUUAACUGUAAAAUAAGAAAAUUGAAUUAGAUGACCCCCAAGGUCUCAUCUGGUUCUGAACCCCGUGAGCCUCUGAACCUAGAUGAAGGACGGUAUCCAAGGGAGUCCCAAACAGUUUAUUUUUUUACCCCAUCGAAGACAAGAAAGCUCUCCCUCUUCCCUGUGGAUCUCCUCGAUGUCUCUGGAAUGCUGGACAGAGGGAUAUGCCUGACCCACAAUUUUUGAUUAUUGAUGCUACUGUCAGCUUUGGGUCCAUUGUGGACUUUCUCCUGGCCUUUGAAUCUGAGGUCCCCCAAGAGCCUCCAUUCUCUGGGCACCUGCUAGUCCAGUGUUGGCCCUUCCCAAGGAUGAGUGGAGAACACAGGCUUGUUCUUCAUAGCUACUGGCUCACUUUCUAUGCUGUCCUUCAUUCUCUUGCCUGGCGGGAUGGAUGCUGAGGACAGGGCUGGGGUUGGGGCCAGGGAAGUUACAUUUUUAAUGACAUA
This is a messenger RNA of Monodelphis domestica (gray short-tailed opossum), 1469 nucleotides long. RefSeq names its product interleukin 17C (gene IL17C). NCBI's taxonomy places the organism in Eukaryota, Metazoa, Chordata, Mammalia, Didelphimorphia, Didelphidae. Gene Ontology annotation, cellular component: extracellular region. The record is from RefSeq and is a predicted model, not a curated record. Gene Ontology annotation, molecular function: cytokine activity. Gene Ontology annotation, biological process: inflammatory response.